This is a messenger RNA of Magallana angulata, 2035 nucleotides long. RefSeq names its product serine/threonine-protein kinase 26-like. Gene Ontology annotation, molecular function: protein serine/threonine kinase activity; ATP binding. Lineage: Eukaryota; Metazoa; Mollusca; Bivalvia; Ostreida; Ostreidae. The transcript has 12 exons. The record is from RefSeq and is a predicted model, not a curated record. The coding region runs from base 100 to 1521 and encodes 473 amino acids. Gene Ontology annotation, cellular component: cytoplasm. Gene Ontology annotation, biological process: peptidyl-serine phosphorylation; autophagy.
AUCCCAUAUUGAUCCAUGCAUAGCAGGGCAGGUUCAAUAAAACCAGAACGUACAAUAUAGAGCACCUACGAAAUGCCGCUCAGAAGUUAAAAAACAACCAUGUCUACUUUGAAUGACUACGAAAUUUUGGACAAAAUUGGAAGUGGGACUUAUGGAGAUGUUUUUAAAGCUCGGUUUAAACGUCAAAAUAAAAGUACUGAGAUUUUUGCAAUAAAAAAGAUCGACUUUACCAAGGCAAAUACGAAAGAAUUGGAACAUCUUUCCCGCGAGGAGAGUAUUCUCAGAAACCUCUGUAACACAAAGCAUGAAAACAUUGUCAGAUACGUCACCUCGUUUAAGACGGAUUCGGUGCUGUACAUAGUGACCGAGUUAUGCGCCGGGGGCUCACUCUACGACUAUCUGAGACAGGUCAAGAUAGGUUUAGAAGAGCACGAGUUCAAGACUUACCUGGAACAAAUCUUAAAUGGGGUCAAGUAUCUCCAUUCGAAGAAUAUUACUCACAGGGAUUUAAAAACAAAGAAUAUCUUGCUCAGUUCAGACUGCCGCAUAAAAAUAGCCGACUUUGGAGUAGCAAAAGAAGUAACCAGCAAUAGAGCAACCAAUACUGUCUAUGUAGGUACAAUGCACUACAUAGCUCCGGAAAUGACGGACGGAAAAGGAAACUAUAAUUCAAAGAUUGAUAUUUGGGCCAUUGGCUGCGACUGUUAUGAAAUGGGAACUUCCAAGUAUGCUUUUGACGGCAGAAAUGUCACAGAAUUAAAAAAUGCUGUGGGGAAAAAUAUGUUACCAAAUAUCAACAGCCUUCGGUUUUGUGAAACAAUGCGAGAAAUGAUCAUCCAAAUGUUGGCCCUUGACCCCACCAAACGUCCGGAUGCAGCUACACUUCAUGAAGAGGUAUUACGUCACGAUUGCCAAAAUAUGAAGCAGUGUCAAAAAAGUCACAAACAGACUCAAGUAUUCUCUCACUCAACAGUUAUCCCUGGACAACAAAGGAAUGAAGUGUUUUUAAGUAGCCAGAGUUCAAAUAUAUCGACCAUUCAACGAUGUCCAGAUCAUGAUAGGGAACCUACUCAGAAUACAGACUCUUUUGAAAAACAGAAUGGGGAAGACUCGUCCUGUUUGUCACCUCGUCCAUAUUCGAAAGGCCUGAAAUUGACCGUAAGUGGGGAACAAAAUACCGACUCGUAUGAAUUCAAUAAGCCCAGAAGUGUGUCAACUUCAUCUCUCGGGGAUUCCAUCAAAAGUACUUCAUCUAGUCGCAUCGAUUCUUCAAGUGAUAUUCCUACUCUUUACCAAACGUCUGUGGAUAAAUUUGAUAAACUUCUAUACAACACACUGAUAAAUGAAGGUGGGCGUGAUGUUUACAGAAAUUUGGGGAAUCUUAUGCUGAAAGAGAAUUGGCAAACGGAGGAUUUCGAACGUUUAGAUCAAGUUCUUGGGGAAAGGUUUGCUUGGUUACGAACUCUCGUAAUGACGGUUAAGAAUUUGGAAGACGGUGUGAAGGAAUACUCGAACAGAUAGGAGAAUGUCUUUCAAUUUUCAAGCCUCCCAAAGUGCUUAACGUUUAGUGCUUGUCAGAAGAUAUAUCAUCAGAAAAGAAUUUCAAACAAAGUGUCUGGAUAAGCAACAUUUAAAUGCGUGUACGCUACAUGUGUCACUUUGAAGCAGAUGAAUCCUGCAUUAGUUAGAUGUAGACAAAGGAUUCAAAUUCGGAGAAUAAAGGAAAGAGGACAAAGGGACAAUCAAUUUUGCGGUAAAGAAUGCCAUUUGUAAAAGUGUGUUUACUUUAACAGGUGUAUAGCAAUGAGUUUCAGAGAGGAUAUAAUUUCGUAAGAUUGGACAAUUGUAAUCAUUCUGAAAUAAAUAAAUCAUUUUCAAUCAGAGAAAGGCUUCUUUUUUAUUUAUGCAAGUUGCAUAGCAAGUGUGAUAACGUCAGUUCACAAAAAAUAAGAACAACUCAUAAAAAUAAACCUUAGGGUCAAAAUGAUUCAAGGCACUGAUGUACAUGUAUGAUUAGAUAUAAAUAUAUAUAUAU